AUGGGCACUGAUAGGCAGCACUGAUGGGCACUGAUAGGCAGCACUGAUGGGCACUGAUAGGUAGCACUGAUGAGCACUGUCAGUAGCAGGAGUGGACUGACAACUCAUGGGGCCCCCGGGCAUGGGGCCCCUGUGUCCUUGCCCACACUCAAAGCACACCCAAAAAAGGCUAUAAAAAGGUACCAGGGGCAUUUCAUGGGGCCCCCUACUGACCCCGGGCCCUCGGGCAGUGCCCGAGUGCUCAAAUGGUCAGUCCGCCCCUGCUCAGUAGUAACCCCC
This is a messenger RNA of Staurois parvus, 279 nucleotides long. NCBI's taxonomy places the organism in Eukaryota, Metazoa, Chordata, Amphibia, Anura, Ranidae. The record is from the annotation of a GenBank genome assembly.